CCCCGGCUCAGCCCCAGCCCCGGGCGAUGGAAGCCGAUGACUCGCAGGAACCAGAGCUCGCCGAAACCAUGGGACAGCUCCAGCAGGAGCUGCGGAAAGCCAAGGAUGACCACAAGAUGGCCAUAGGUGCCAUCUCUUCCUUGCAAAGACAGAUGGAGAUCCAAGAAUCCGAGCUUCGGAAAAUCAGAUCUGAAAAGGAACUGCUCCAGAAGCAGCUCAGAGAGAGAGAAGUCCAGCUCCAAGCUGUGUCUGACAAGGUACGGCCCAAGAGCGUGGUGGCCAUGGCUAGCAGGAGACACAGCAGCUGGGAAUUUGGGAUUUUUGCAACAUCCCUCUCUCACAGGCAGGAGGGAGGGGAACCUGUAGCUGUGAAACUGAAGAGUAAAAUAUUCUCCUUCCAGUUUUGCAGCCUGACAGAAGAACAGAGGCAGGAAGAAGCAGUGGUGGCGAUGGUGGAGGAGAACCAAAACCUUCAACAGGUUGUCGCAGAACAGGAAUUCCAGCUGGCUGAGCAGAACAAGCUCAUCAGUGAGCUACAGGGGACAAUCAGCCAGCUGCAGGCUGAGGCUGUGAGCACCCGCCUCCACCUCCUGGAGCAGAAACAGGCCCAGAGGGAGACCCAGAGGCAGCUUGAGGCAUUGCAGCACACAGAGCUGCAAACCAGAGUGGCACUGGAGCUCAUCAGCAGCAAGUUUGAAAGGUACAGAAACAAAAUAAUCCAGGCUACGUUCAGCGUGGAGGGCAUCCAGGACCCCCAGGGCGAGCUCACGGAUGAUGACGUGCUGGAGGCAAUGCAGAAAAUCUUCAACGAGCGGACGGAGUUCCAGCAGAUGCUGAAGAACAAGGGCAGCAGGACAUCCCUGCUCAGCAGUGACAGCAGCACAGCAUCACCAGCAAGGAGAAGGAAAUCCUCCAGGAUGGAAAAGCUCUGAAGGCUGAGCCAGAACCCAUCACCAGCUCAGGUUCUGGGCUCUCAGCUUGGAGCUGGUGCCUUACAAGAAAUAAAACUCAUUUUACUGACACCAAGUUCUGUGGGAGUAUCUGAUUCAAUUGUUUCAGCCAUGUUAAAGCCAUGCUUUAAAUGGUUAAAGCAAAUUUCUGACACUUCUUCAAUUUGAUUGUUCAAGAUAUAACUCCUGUAAGUUCAUUGGGAAGAAAAUUUGUGAAAUCAGAAUGGGCUGAGUUUUCCCAUGGCAAAUUUCAAGUGCAGCAAUUAUCUGUCCCCUGUAUUCCCUGGUCUAUGUUAAUUCUGAAUCAGAACACAAGUUACUGCAAGUCCUUGGUCUGCAGUAACACUUGACUUCCCAGAGGAGCCUGAAGCACAAGGCUGGCUUGGCUACAAGCAGCUGGGCAGUGUAUAAUUCCCAUUUUAACCUUGGGAAGUUUUAAGUGACCUGACUGAACAUCCCCCAGUGACAAAACAAGGGACAGUGCCAGGGCUGCAAAAGCUGUUUUAUUUUUCCAUUCCAUGUGCAAGUCCCAACAACAUGGGGAUGCAUUUGACAUAGCAGCAGUUCAGUUGGAGCUCUGAGAUGUCAUUUUUUACCAGAAAAGAGUCAGUCUGGGGGCCACCUUGCCUUAGGGAGAGGUGUGAGUGCACACCAGUGCGCACCCACACAUAUGGAGACUGCCAGACAAGAACUGCUCCAACUGCCUGUAUUUUGGAAGUGCUCACCCACAGUAACUCUCUGGGCACACACAAGGUCACCACAAUUCCCACAGGGAUGGAGGAUGGCCCUGAAGUGCACUGAGACACACAAACCCUCAACAAAUCCCUUAAAAAUGGAAGCUGUGCUCAUGCCUGAACACAAAAACCGUCACUUUAAAAUGCAUCCCUCAAGUUCUGACAGCAAUUAAAUGCUUCUGACACCAACUAAAUGUUCACAGCUACUCCAGAUAAAAUUC
Zonotrichia albicollis (white-throated sparrow) is the source of this 1905-nucleotide messenger RNA. Lineage: Eukaryota; Metazoa; Chordata; Aves; Passeriformes; Passerellidae. The record is from RefSeq and is a predicted model, not a curated record.